Molecule: messenger RNA, 960 nt
Organism: Phytophthora sojae
Lineage: Eukaryota; Oomycota; Peronosporomycetes; Peronosporales; Peronosporaceae
Exons: 5
Coding region: 1-960 (319 amino acids)
Molecular function (GO): protein binding
Source: RefSeq, a predicted model, not a curated record
AUGGCAGCGUCGUGGUUUGCGGACCCGGAGCUCAAGCCGACGACCUACACGGCGUCCUACGUGUGCAACAACCUCUCCAAGCAUGGCGACAUGAUGGCGUACGCGAGCGUCGACGAUGUCGUGUACGUGGACACCACGCACACGCCCUUCAUGACCCACAAGCUGCCGUGCGCGGAGAAGUCGGCGGUGCACCAAGUGCGCUUCUGCACCCUGAAAGAGGUGGUGGUCAUCGUGAUCUAUGAUGCCACGGGCGAAGAGAGUCUGUCCGAGAUCGCGCUCAAAGACAUCGUGGGUAACGAUGUAGAAGGCGACUCACUCUACUGCCAGGGCAUUUGCUCCGUUCACAUGAAGGAGUUGCGCCUUGUCGUGGGCACCUCGAUCGGGAAGCUACUUGUCAUUGGGAAAGAAGAAGAUGCUAAAGCUGGAGAAGGUUCUGGCUUCGAAGUGUGCAAGACCCUGACGGGACAUGACGAGCCUAUUUGCUGCGUUGAGAGCUCUCUCGACGGCACGCUGCUGGCCAGCAGCGAUAUGAGCGGGGCUAUCAUGAUCCGUAACCCCGGGGACGGCUUCGAGGUCACGCACCGAAUCGUGAGCAAAGGUUAUCCCGCGACCUCCAUGACCUUCAUGGCUGAAAACUGGCUGGUCGCAGGCUUCCUCACGGGGUGUUUGCGGUUGUACAACCCCGAGAGCUUUCACGUGCACGCGGAAAUCGCUGCUCACACUCGCGCAAUUACGGCGUUGGACGCCCACAAUGAGUUUGCUGUGUCUGUGAGCGAGGACACCUUCAUGAACAUUUGGGAGAUUUCGUCGAGCAAGCCCGGAUCGGGGCCGCGCGUGAAGCUGGUGAGUUCGCAGGCGGUACCCAACGAUCUCCUGACGGGCGUGGUGUUCUCGUCGACCAACAGCCUCUUCACAGCCACAUACGACACCGCGCAUCUCAAGUUUUGGAGCCCGGAAUGA